Molecule: messenger RNA, 5297 nt
Organism: Pseudophryne corroboree (corroboree frog)
Lineage: Eukaryota; Metazoa; Chordata; Amphibia; Anura; Myobatrachidae
Gene: RGS5
Product: regulator of G protein signaling 5
Exons: 5
Coding region: 203-748 (181 amino acids)
Source: RefSeq, a predicted model, not a curated record
AUAAGAAACUACCUCAGAGUGAGAGAACCAGAGAAAGUGCUUCUGUCAGAGCUUUAUCAGACACCCAGAUACAGCUUCCACUACAGACUGCAGCAGAGACAUCUGGCUUCCUAAAAACAAAGGCACCUACUAAAGAGAAAGAGAAAGUUUUUGUUUUUACAAAUUACUUCUCAAAGAUCAGCAGCACUCGACAGAAGCCAAUAUGUGCAAAGGAUUAGCCGCCCUGCCCCACACCUGCCUGGAGAGAGCCAAGGAGAUUAAGACCAAACUUGGGACUCUCCUCCAGAAGCCAGAAAAUGCCAUAGACUUAAUUAUCCCAUACCCCGAGAAGCAUGAGAAGACAAUCAAGGCACCCAAACCAUCAUCAGAUGAAGCCCUGCAAUGGCGAGAUUCUCUGGAGAAGUUGCUGCAGAACAGCUAUGGACUUUCUGCCUUUCAGAGCUUCCUGAAGAUGGAAUUCAGUGAGGAAAACGUUGAGUUCUGGAUGGCGUGUGAGGAUUAUAGAAAGGUCAAGUCUCCAGCCAAGCUGGCAGCAAAGGCGAAGAAAAUCUAUGAGGAAUUCAUUCAAGCCGAGGCUCCCAGAGAGGUCAACAUCGACCACUUCACCAAAGACGUGACAAUGAAGAACCUGGUGGAGCCAUCACCCUCCAGUUUUGAUCUGGCCCAAAAGAAAAUCUUUGCUCUAAUGGAGAAAGACUCGCUGCCCAGAUUUAUGCGCUCAGAGAUCUAUCAGGGGCUAGUGAAAUAGUGGCAUAAUGGAGCUGUGUAGUGCAUCCCCAGCUCUCCAGGAUUUUCAGAUACUGGUUUGCUGACCUGUUGCUUCUGCAGCUGCUUUUUCUAAUGGGCACUUAUGUAGACACUGUUGUUGCCAAGCUGUCCCUUAUUAUGUACAUUAUAGGAAACCUGCACAAUGUCUGCUAGCAUCAAAAAAUAAAGUGGUUUUAGGAUUCAUUGCAAAAUAUGCUGCCUGUGAAAAGUAUUGCUAGAUAUUCAACCCAAGAUGUAUACAGAGAUUACUGCACACUGGUUUCUAAUUAAGCAAGAUCUCUGAUCUAUCACUUGUUAAGAGGGGUACACACGGAGAGAUCCGUGCUUAAAUUCUAAGCUAUCUGACUAGAUUGCUUAGAAAUUAAGCACGGAUUUCUCCGUGUGUAUGCCCAUAGUGAUAGCGAUGCGCGGCCCCGCGCGUCGCUAUCGCUGACUUUAGAUUUGAGUGAAACAAGCGCCUUCCCCCACCCCCCCUCCCACCCGCUCAGCACACAUCGCGCUGUGUGCUGAGCGGGGGGAGAGAUGUGUGCUGAGAGGACUGUGCUAGAUCGCUCAGCACACAUCUGCCCUGUGUGUGUAUGGGGCUUUACCCUUCUUCCUAUGUAUUUUAAUGGAGUGCUUUGCAGAACAGAUAACAGAUCAUUAAUAAAAAAAAAGGCGUAUUGCAUUGCAUCCAUGGGAAGGGGACGUUACAGUUCAAUACUCUGACUCAGAUUGUAAAAAGGUUUUCACAAAGUAACUAGUAGACAAGACGGAAAGUCAUCACCUUGCCAUGAAGGCAGUGACAGCAUUGAUCGGCGGUAAAACAUCUGAAUGGGCUGCUGAAGGGGAGAGGUAUAAAGCCUGUGAGAGAGAUAAAGUGGAGAAGUUGACCAAAGCAAACAAUCAGCGUGUUACUGUCAUUUUAAAGACGGGGCAGAUGUAUUAAGCCUGGAGAAGUGAUAAAGUGGAAGGUGAUAACACACCAGCCAAUCAGAUCCUAACUGUCAUUUUUCAAACUCAGGGGCAGAUGUAUAAACCUGGUGAAGUGAUAAAGCAGUGAUAAGUGCAAGGUGAUAAUGCACCAGCCAGUCAGAUCCUAACUGUCAUUUUUCAAACCCAGCCGGUAACUAGUGUUACAUAACUGGUGCAUUAUCUCCUUCCACUUUAUCACUUCUCCAGGCUUAAUACAUGUGCCCCACCAUGCUAGAUUACUGACAGUUAGAAACUUAUUGGUUACUUUGCAGACCUUCUCUACAUUCUCUCUCUCCAAGGCUUGAUAUAUCUCCCCCCUGUGUAGAAGAGGAUAUAGUGGGCAGCUAGAUACCCUUCUAAUUGGUGUGUUAAGAAAGACUACUGACCAUGAAGAGCAAUUAAUGUUUGGUGAAAAUGUAAAUGCAUAUUAGUGCUUCCCUACACUAUCAUAUUGAUCUAAUUCUACAGUAGUUUAGUUACUUACUAUCCACAUGCACAUCCGCUAUAUCACUGGAUCAUUUUAUGUAUAAGUCCUAGUGGCCUGCACUGAUGGUCACAGUAAGUUAUUUUCUGAAAGCAAUACUUGCCUAACUCGGGCCUGAAUGGUGGCCAGUGAUAAGUGCUGUAUAUGUAGAGGCGUCUUGCUCUAAGGUACCGGGAAUGGGGUGAAAAGCUUACAGAAAGGUUUGAUGGAUAAUGAAUAGUGCCAAAAGUACAGGGUGUCCUAAAUAAUUUCACAUGGAGAAGACAGAUUGUAUUUAAUGGUGUUUGGGCAUGCGGAUAAAGGGGCCUUAUGUGGAAAGGUGACAUUGAAAAAUACUGAAGAUUCCAUAAAUGGAAGUGAAGAACAUGGGGUUACAGAGAAAGCUAUUGCAGACGGGUCAGUAUUACAUUUGACAACCGGGACUGUAACACCUCACGGUGAGAUACUGCAAGAAAUAACACCACAUUUAGAUGUACAGAAAAUAGAGUAUCAUAUUUCCCAAAAGAUUUAUUCAUAAAAGGUAUCUGUUACUGGUACCAGGAGCCUAUUUUCUCUCUAUAGUCCGUAUUAAAUCUCAUGUGACAAUAUAGUGUCUUGGCCUAGUGACCAGUGUGAGCAGUUAGCAUCCUCCUAUUUAAAAGUGAGAAAUGAGCUAUCAUAGUAAUGUAAGGUCUCAGUAAGGUUCUUGCAUAACUAAGUUAAUUGCAAAAACCUGAGACAAUCAGAGCAUUUCACUGAAAGCACCCACCGACUUGCUGUAAAGAACAUCAUGAUUGGUCAGUGUCACAAACUAUAUACAGUACAUCAUUUAAUCUCCAUAAUGAAGGAACACAAACGUAUGUCCUGUCAUGUGUUGGUUUACAACCUGUACAAUUUAAAUACAAGUGGGAUCCUUUCUGUAAGGCAGGCAAAAGGACUUAGUCAUAUUUAUGCAUGUAAUCUAGGACAGCAUUUCAUAGAAACUAUUAAACACGGUUCAGGUUGUAAUCGGCUGGGGGGGAAAAAAAGACUAAUACCUGAAACAUCUGUAGAUGUUUUAUUUGAUAUAUCUGUAGAUGUUUUAUUUGAUAUAAUUGGUUUUCUGAGAGGUUUGUCAUUUUCUGGGCUAUAGCUUUAGUUUUUUUAAGAAAAUACUUAAACUAAUUGCAUACUUUAGCAAUCUGAACACAUGUCUUGCAUGAAAAUGUUAACUGUCACCUACAAACUAUGGGAACAACCAUUUUGUGUUUUGAAGCCAUAUUUGUGAGAAAUCACAUUUUAGUAAUUUCACUAGAUCCCAGUGAUCAUUAAGCCAUAUUCACCAUGAGUAUUGGUCAAGUCCACAAAAUGGCUACCUCCUUGUGUAAAAGUUGACAGUCAUAUGUUUGUCUUCUAUUGUAAAUGUAAUUUUAAACAAAAAAGCCUACACAUUUUAGCCAUUAUGAUGAAUUGGAAUACAAUUACAUGCUAUAACUGUUAUACUUUAAUGUGUAGAAUCAUAAAAAAAAUAAAAAAAAAUAAUUAUUCACCUCAGAUUAUGUAAUCUGCAUCUACUGUAAGAAGUUCACAGUGCAAUGAAUCCAAAAGUGAUGACGGUUACUCAUCAACUACAGUAUGUAACAUUUAAUACAGGACAUCUUGGCAAUAACAGAAGAUAGUGCUGUCAUGUUAAUGCUUUUGCUUGAAAUCAUUAUUGGGACAUCUGCACAGCUCAGUAACCUAUGAAUUGAGUCAGUGUGUCUUUGUAUCCUGAUUAUGUUUUUGCCACAUAUUGUAUGCUAUAUUCUUGAUUUGCAGGAGAACUGCCAUUUCAGUGUUCUGUGCAAUGAGUACCCUAAUAUUUAGAAAUUUGUGUUCAGCAGACUUUUCUGUACAGCAGAUGAAUAAUCCUUACAAAUGCAUCAGCCAAUAUUUAGCCUAAAUCUUGCCAGCACGUGUAUAGGAACCAAUAAUACCCCUUUUACACAUACAUCCCGGGAGAUUUCCGGGGUUUAUUAAGCCGGCAAAUUCCCGGGUCUAUGCCUGAUCAGUAUUUGAAAGCAACAGUAGUGACAAGAACAUGCAUUUGGAAUAGUGCUCAUGUAAGAAAAACAUUCAGAAUGGGAACUGCAAAUAGACACGAUAAAUCUCAAGCCAGCCAGCAUGAGAUUGUAAAGUGUCUCCUACAAACACUGAAGGAAGCCAUUUUGUGAACUGAACCAAUGUUUAUGAAAUUAUGUCUAUUAGUGCACUGGAAAUUAAUGACAUCACUAAUGUCUGAGAGACUUAUUUAACAAGCCUUAAAUGGCUUUUUCCACACAAGUAAGGCAAUUUUAAGUAUUUUUUUCUAUAUAGCAACAGCGGAAUGCAGGAGAUAUCAGAGAUAGCUGCUGCAUUCAGUAAAUUAACCAUGAAGAUGGCAGUCUUCCCUCAUGGGGACUGCAAUCUUCUGUUAUUUAUCAAGCUCCAAAAAUUGUACCAGAUAUCUAAAACCAUAUGCGGAUGGUGUCAGCAGGCCAAUUCUAUAGGUGAAGCACCAGCAGAGAGGGAUAUUCUUGUCCCUCCCCCUCAGGAUGGAUCCUGCUGCUCACAUUAACCUAAGAUAUGUGUUUGUGUGCAUGCAAGGCCUAGUGGGACAGCUUCUCAUUGAAUGCCAUCUCCCGUCGUGACUUUCAUGGUAAAUAGGUUGGAAAGUUCAUCUCUUCUUGUUUUGAAUGCAAAAAUAGCUGGAAUUUACAUAAUGACCCUUUAAGCAAUUAUACACAACAAGCAGCCUACUGAUGUUACUAACUCAUAUGGAAUUAACUAAAUAAUUCAUAGGUAUAAUAUUGGGCCAGUGCACAAAAUGUUAAUUAGCUUAUUAAGGGACAUUUGGUAAAACCUAUGCAAAAGUGCAGCAGAGGACCUUAUUUUUCAAGUACAGAUUCCAAUAGAAAAGCAAACAUCGGAUGGCCAUUAUUUACCUCAGUUACCUCUGCACCAAUUUUCAUAAGUGUUCACCAUUUCUGUUCAAUCAAGUGUGCUGAGAAUGACAUGUCAGCAGUAUCUGUAGAGGUUUUACACCUGUCAGAACGUGGGAUACUCAUACAGUAUGUGUAAUAUUCUGUUUCAUUAAAGAGGACUCUAAAACUUA